GUGAUUUAUAGAAGUCGACAUCCACAAAUCAUUCUUGACUUAAAAAUUAAUUAUGGUGCCCUGUUAUAUUUAAUAACCAAGGUAUGAAUCAAGAUCAAGAAGUUCCGACAUCAUCACCUGAAUAUACGCGUUUUGGUUGUUUGUUCGGAGCCCCUAUCGGGUCCCCUUGUAAUCACCAGCACACGGAUCCCUACAAGACUUCGCCACCCACUGGAUCAUUCCCAGUUGACUGGAGAGAGCCGUGGCAUCAAGAAGGUAACAGCUGCGAACCCGAUGAAAACGAACAAUACGUACCAGAUUCAGAUUACCCCACGACCGCACAUAACACCAGCGAUGUAAAGCCAGAGAAUUCGAUGUCUGAGAUCUCGUCAAAUUUAACCAAAGCUUACCAUGGCUCAACUUCUUACCCACCAAUUGAAUCCUUUGAUAACUUUUGCCCCGGAAAUUUUCAGUCUGCAAGUCACUUUUACGCCAAUAACAUAUCCAGGUGUACAUUAACCUCGAGGACAGUGGGAGAAGGACCACAAUACUCGGGACAUUUGCAAAGCAUUCCGGAUCAGUUGGGAGCACACAUACCUAUAAAGCAAGAACCAAACGACAAGGAUUUUGACGGUAAUUCUAAUUAUGGCAGAGCGACCUACGAGCGAAAUAAAAUAUUACCGCAUGCGAAUAAAAGUUGCUGGAUGCAGACUUUAACCCUAAAUCAGACAGUUCACUUUGAAAGGACAAAUGAGGAAAAAAGAGAAUCGAUAGAUAAUCGUUUACAAACUUCUAAUGGACGAAGAGGAUCCUUGCAACUAUGGCAGUUCUUAGUAGCACUUUUGGACACUCCCGAUGCAAGUGCCGGUUGUAUAGCGUGGACAGGCAGAGGAAUGGAAUUUAAACUAAUCGAACCCGAAGAGGUUGCAAGACGAUGGGGCGCGCAAAAAAAUCGACCCGCUAUGAAUUACGAUAAAUUAAGCCGAUCGCUUCGUUACUAUUACGAAAAAGGAAUCAUGCAGAAAGUUGCAGGUGAACGGUAUGUUUACAAAUUUGUGUGUGACCCAGAUGCCCUUUUCAAUAUGGCGUAUGGGUCCCAUUCAGAAAACAAUCUAAGGACGCAGAUAACUUCAAAGUUGGAAACUAUUAAUCCCAAGAGUGAUUCACAUCAUUUAGCUUAUGCAGAUAUGCUCAAUUUGUAUAACUGUGGUAUUGCGCACGCACACCCUUAUCAACACUUGCACCCUUACCUACAAGACACAAAACAAAGCAAAUACCCGUAAAAUAGUUUACAUUAAUUAACAUUGUUAGGCACAUUCCAAAAAGUUUCAACAGUUAUUGUAUGUUGUCUUUUUAUACAUUUUGUUACUUGUAACUAAAUUCCACCUAUACUAUUGUUUUUCUGUUAAGUGAAUACUGUUUUGUAUAUGAUAACACAUCGUUGCUU
This is a messenger RNA of Photinus pyralis (common eastern firefly), 1426 nucleotides long. RefSeq names its product ETS translocation variant 1. The transcript is spliced from 10 exons. Bases 84 to 1262 code for a protein of 392 amino acids. Gene Ontology annotation, molecular function: sequence-specific DNA binding; DNA-binding transcription factor activity, RNA polymerase II-specific. Gene Ontology annotation, cellular component: nucleus. Gene Ontology annotation, biological process: regulation of transcription by RNA polymerase II; cell differentiation. Lineage: Eukaryota; Metazoa; Arthropoda; Insecta; Coleoptera; Lampyridae. The record is from RefSeq and is a predicted model, not a curated record.